GUGUCCGCCCCUUCAGGCCGCUCCCACCCACGCGCCGGAAAUCCUGCGCGCAGUUCCCGGCCCACGGGACUCGCCGGGACGUCACAGAGGCCGCGACAUCACAGGCACCGGCGCCCACAGCAUCUCCACCGCCCCCACCAAAGAGCACAGUGGAGGCGGAGGGGCAGCAGCCACCAUCCCUCCCCGCCUCCCCCAGAGCCUCCCUGGUCGCCAACUGGUCUGCAUGGGGAUGACAGGUGCCAAUGGAUUUCCCUGCUGUAGCAAGGAUUCGGUGGACAUAGUGGAAACACAGAUUGACUUAAACCAACAUGAGCUCCCACCUACACAAGAGGAGUCCCAGCCUUCACAAGAGGAAUCCCAGCCUGCACAAGAGGAGCUCCCACCUGCACAAGAGGAGUCCCAGCCUGCACAAGAGGAGUCCCAGCCUGCACAAGAGGAGUCCCAGCCUGCACAAGAGGAGUCCCAGCCUGCACAAGAGGAGUCCCAGCCUGCACAAGAGGAGUCCCAGCCUGCACAAGAGGAGCUCCCGCCUGCACAAGAGGAGCUCCCGCCUGCACAAGAGGAGCCCCAGCCUGCACAAGAGGAAGAUGAGGAAGAGGAGGAUGAAUCGCUACACUUGAAUGUCCCACCUAAAGAGGACCCGGAACAAGACACAAAACUGGUGCAGGAGGCCAACACUCCGCCACCGUUGGAGGAGUAUUGCCCGGCCCCCAUGCUUAAGCCUGAGGCCAAGAAGGACUCCAGCUUGAAGGUCUGCAAUGAGGACCUGGAAUCCUCCCAGCCCCUCGAGGGGGCGCUAACGCAGCCGGACACCCAGCAGUGGAAUGUGAGGUCGAGCUCCAUCACAAGCCCAAGCCCGAGUAUCAUGGACGUGGAACAAGUGGACUCCACCCACCGCUCCAUCUUCGUGCAGACUUCCAAGCACCUCUUCUGGGCAGACAAAGAUAUCCAGGCCUCAGAACACAGCCUGGAUUUGGAGACCGGCCUGCAGCGCGGCAAGAGCACAGAGAAGAUCGCCAGCCCCCUGAACCAGAAGGCAGCCCCAGAGCCGGUCCCCGUAAAGCAGUUCCAGGACGCAAGCACCCAGGCAGAGCUUUCAGAACCAGGCACCGGGCAGCCCUCAGACACCCACUUGCCCUCCCCCUGUCUCACACCAGCUAUCAACUUACAAGAUCUGGUCAACUUCGCAUCCUCCCUGGCCAUCGCCUCCUCCAGCAACAGGGACCUGCCCAGUCUGGAGCACAUAAUGAAAUCUCCACCCCGGAAGGCCGUGGAGCCUUCUCCGGUGCCCACGGUGGAGAGCGCCACCCCGCCUGCCAAGGGGGAGCCAGAGCAGGAAAAGCUCCCUGAGUUGCAGGAGAGGGCAUCCGAGAAGUCGCUGGAAGCCGGAGAGCCACUGGAAUCUGCCAAGCAGGAAGACAAGACCCUGCACCCUUACUUUGACUUUAGCAAGCCGGAGCCCCAAAGGACCGCCUUUAAAGGGAAAGUCAAGUUUAUCCAGUGA
Messenger RNA from Myotis davidii, 1504 nucleotides. It is a transcript of the gene SPATA32, whose product is annotated as spermatogenesis associated 32. NCBI's taxonomy places the organism in Eukaryota, Metazoa, Chordata, Mammalia, Chiroptera, Vespertilionidae. The record is from RefSeq and is a predicted model, not a curated record. Gene Ontology annotation, biological process: spermatogenesis. The transcript has 4 exons. Bases 224 to 1504 code for a protein of 426 amino acids.